CUUUAUAUUUCUUUAGGUUUGGCCAAAACAUCAUCACAUCACCAUCAUUAAUAUCAUGAAAAAAAAAUUGUGUAUCGAUAAAUUACUGUCUUUUUUCAAUAAUUAUUAAUUUAGGCUACAAAUACUGUACAAUGUUCUAUUGAACAAAAUGUUCAGCUGGUAAAUAUGGCAUUUUACAAACACAUGCUUGCAAACAGCCCUGCAGGGGGCACACAUGAUAUGUAGCUAAUAAAGAUUAAUUACAGUAGGGGUUCUCAAUUAUUUUCUGUCAUUACCCUCCCCCCCACCCCCAUGGACAGAAAGUGACAAUGAAUACAUUGCCACACAAACCGAGUCAUAUAAAUAUUUAAGGUAAUUGGCAAUAAGGGUUGUCUCUUGCAAUAGGAGGAAACAAAGACAACAAUCGCUAUCAAGCCCAUAUGGUUAAUGAGGUACAUAUUUCUGUCUUCAGUGACCAAAGGUGUAAAUAUGAGUGAGAAUGUGCAUUUGAAAUGUUCUGUGUGACCCUGAGGUUAACUGAAAACUUGGGUGUCAACCCUGUAAUUGUUAAUUAAAUUCAUUAUUAAAGAUUGAAAGCAGUAAAUAAAUGAAACACUACAAUUGUAAUAAAAUGAUGGAAAGGGAUCCCCCGCAGUGUCCAGUGGUAUGAAAUGAACACCCCCAAGAUUUACACUCAACAGUGAUCUGAGAUCACCUGUUGGAGGUGGGGCAGAAAGAGUUGUGUGUUUUAGGUAUGUUUCUCUAUGUUGCUAUGAGAUUGAUGUCACAGUGUUCACCAUCUGUGUAUCCGCUGAGAUUAAAAAUGUUACUAUAAAAGAGCAACCACAAAUUCAGAUACCACUCCUAAAGAAAAAGACAGAAGAGUGAGGUAUGAAUUCGUUAACGUCAGGAUCACAUUCAUGUUUGACGGCAUUCAUAGAUGCAUACUUGUUUAUGCUUACACUUGUUUGGUCAAAUUUCACUUCACUUAAGUGUUUAUAAUUUCUUUCAGGUUGAUGGAAAACUUUACAUUGAACAGCUUCCUGCUGCAGCUGGAGGACUUGAACCUGUCAGAGGACGCUCUGUACCCCGUCUUCCUCUGUUUCCUCCUGUUCUACUUGUUUAUAAUCAUUGUGAAUGUGGGCAUCAUUCUCCUCAUUUUCACUGACAGGAAGCUUCACCAGCCCAUGUACCUUCUUUUCUGUAACCUUUCUGUAAAUGACAUUGUUGGCAACUCCCACACCGUGCUCAUGACCAUGGCCUUUGACAGGUACGUGGCCAUCUGUAACCCCCUGCGCUACAGCGUCAUCAUGACCAACAGAAUGGUGGUCAAGCUGACAGUGUCUGCCUGGGGGGUGGCCUUUGUGUUGGUGGGGAUUCUGCUGGGUCUGACAGUGAGGCUGAACAGAUGCAGGACUCUGAUCAUGAAUCCUUACUGCGACAACGCCUCUCUCUUCAAACUGUCCUGUGAGAGCGUCUUCAUCAACAACGUCUACGGCCUGACCUUCACCGUGGUCUUGUUCACAGCCUCCAUCGGCAGCAUGGUUCUCACCUACGCUAAGAUCAUUGUGGUGUGUCUGACCAGUAGAAACAAGUCUCUGAACAGUAAAGCUCUGAAGACCUGCAGCACUCAUUUGGUCCUGUAUCUGAUGAUGCUGAUCAGUGGCUUCAUCGUCAUCAUCCUCCACCGUUUCCCUCAGUUCUCCUUCUACAGGAAACUCAGUGCCAUUCUGUUCCACAUCAUCCCUGGAAGCCUUAACCCUGUUAUUUAUGGAGUGCAGUCUGCAGAAAUCUGUAGAUCCAUGUCCAGACUCUUUCAAUUCAAAACAGUUAACGCUUUCAAAUGAUUUCAUUCUGCACAGAUCUGAGCUCAGAUGAACUGUCUGUUAAAAGCACAGCACUUAAUAUCUGUGGCCUGGUCCAAAAGGUUAAACUGACUUUUCUAAACAAAAUUUAAAUUCAGUUUAAGAGGUAUUUUCUGUCAUUAUUUUAUUGGAUUACAAGUUUUAUUAAAACUGUUUUAUUGACAUAGCACAUUUUACACUUGGGCCCUGAUUGCAUAAGGUCCUUACUACAUUAUAUUAUUAAAAUCUUGCCUUUGAGUUUUCAUGUGAGUUACUAAAGGUUUUAUCAUUCAUUAAAUCAUUUCAGAAUUUACCAUAAAUAAUAAUUCACAAGCAUUACUUUACACAAAGUAAACAUAGAAAAUACACAGUAUGGAAAAGAUUUCAAACCACUAGUAGCAGUACUAAAAUAGUUCUGCAUCAGUCAUUAAUACAUUAAACAACGCACAUGAUAUUUUGAAUUCAAAAAAUAGUUUUUUAACUAUUAUAAACAGCUUUUAAGAGUAUCUACUUAUUAUUAGAACUUGAGUUCAGAAUCACAAGUAAGUAAAACCUGAGUUGCAUCUUAAAAACAACUCACUAAACCUACAUAUGUACACUCACAAGUCAUAAGUGUAAAUAUGUGCAAAAAACUGGAGAACAGAAAUAUUUCAAACAAAACUCUUUUUUUGGUGGCACUAAGGUGGAUUUUUGUCAGUAAUGAGUGUAAAAGGUAUUCAAGCAAUGUCUGUAUAUAAGCAAUGCUGGUAAAAAAAUAAAUAGAUAAACUGUUUUCUUAGUGACCCUCCCUCAGGGCAGUUUGUGUGUGUGAGUGUGUGUUGGGAAAGGACCCUCCUUCCUUUUUUAUUGGGACUUUGUCUUGGUUCCUUUGUACUCCAGCAUUUGUUGUUUGGAUUAUUUCAAUCCUAUUCAUUUAAUUCUAUUGAUUCAAUCUUAUUUCUCAGCACACAAUGAUUAUUAAACUUUUAGCAGCCUUUAAACAGAGCUUUGUUUUGCUGAUAAACAAAUGAUAUAUUUUGUAAAGUAUGAUGUAAUUCCAAAAACAGCAAACU
This is a messenger RNA of Cynoglossus semilaevis (tongue sole), 2875 nucleotides long. RefSeq names its product olfactory receptor 52N5-like. The record is from RefSeq and is a predicted model, not a curated record. Lineage: Eukaryota; Metazoa; Chordata; Actinopteri; Pleuronectiformes; Cynoglossidae. Gene Ontology annotation, molecular function: odorant binding; olfactory receptor activity. The coding region runs from base 996 to 1826 and encodes 276 amino acids. Gene Ontology annotation, biological process: detection of chemical stimulus involved in sensory perception of smell; G protein-coupled receptor signaling pathway. Gene Ontology annotation, cellular component: membrane. The transcript has 2 exons.